UUAAGGGUUCAAGCUUCUGUCCAAGAUUAAGUGUGGACAUAAUGCACAUGGUAAAAUAUUAUCAGUGUAAAUUAAACAGAAAAUGUUUGUUUUAGAUGUAGAAGCCUCAUCUAGUGAUCUUCUGGGAGAAUCUUUUUAGUGAAGAACUUCAAAUUUGGAGAGGACAUGGCAGCCGCUACAGAAACACCUCAUGUGAAGAUAGUAUUGCUGGGAGGACGGUGGGCAGGGAAGAGUUCAUCUGGAAACACCAUUCUGAACAAGGAGGUGUUUGGCAUCAGGGCCCAAACAGAAGCAUGUGUCAUGGAAACUAACAAAAUUGCAGGUACUCAGGUCACUGUGGUGGACACACCAAGCUGGAACUGGGUUCCUGCAGAGGACACAUCUGAUGAACUUAAGCAGGAACUCAAAAGAAGUGUUGAGAUGCUUGGCAGAGGACCCCAUGCAUUUCUACUGGUUUAUCCUUUAGGUGCCCCAUUUGUGAAAAGGCACAAGAUUGCUGUGCAGGAGCACUUAGAGCUUUUGGGUUUAAAUGUUUGGGACCACACCAUGGUCUUGUUUUCCAGAGGAGAUUGGUUGGGGGAGAAGACUAUUGAAGAACAUGUAGAGGGAGUAAAAGAAGAACUCAAAUGGUUGGUGGAACAGUGCAAGGACAGAUAUCAUGUUCUUAACAAUAAGGUCAGAAGUAAUGAAAUGCAAGUCAUUGAACUACUGGAGAAGAUAAAACGGAUGAUACAAAAGAAAAGAAAGUGGAGCAAGACUGAACCACCUGAAAUUGCUGGAGAACCCUCUGCUGCUUCUGAACAUGGAGAACCUUCAACAAAAAGACCAAAGUCAACUUGACUUCAUGUUAAUAGAGGUUUUAUAGGUGUGCAUUGAUAUUUAUUUCAUGAAGUUUAUGUUUUAUGAAGAAAAAAUGACCUGGUAACUGUACUUUUAAGAAUCUGCCUAUAAGGUAAAAGAGUAGUUUUGGAAGUAUUACUGUAUGUUUGCAGUUCAGUUCAUAUUUCAUGAUUGAAGUUUCUGUGUGUUUGUAAAUAAAGUUUGCCAAAGAUAAAAUUAUAGCAAAUUGCUGAUUGUUAUUACAUUCAGUAGUGACACACACAGUCAGACACACUGUAGUCACAAUAAAACUUUUAUUUCUGUUACUACAGGAAAGGAAUUCUGCCCAGAAAAAAAUAAAUAUGUAUUUAUGGAUCACCUUCAACAUGACCUUGUUUAAGGCUGCAACUAAUUAUUAUGUGGAUUUUUUACUUGCUCUGCAAUGGCUACAAGUGUAUGGUCUGCUUCUCUUAUACAGCAUUUCUGGAGUUGGCACUGAACUAUAACAUUGAUAACAAACUCAUUUGGCCCUAUCAGCUUUUUAACAAGGCUUUUAUUGGAGGAUCCUUUUUGUUGCCUUGUGCGUGAUGCUGCUGUGAAAUGCUGCUUUGCAUAACAGGCAUGUUGUGACUUUUAUGGGCUACCUUUUUUGAGCUCAUCUCUCUUUACUGCAGCCUUCAUUUAAA
Molecule: messenger RNA, 1505 nt
Organism: Colossoma macropomum (tambaqui)
Lineage: Eukaryota; Metazoa; Chordata; Actinopteri; Characiformes; Serrasalmidae
Product: GTPase IMAP family member 4-like
Exons: 3
Coding region: 166-840 (224 amino acids)
Molecular function (GO): GTP binding
Source: RefSeq, a predicted model, not a curated record